This is a messenger RNA of Paramecium pentaurelia, 813 nucleotides long. NCBI's taxonomy places the organism in Eukaryota, Ciliophora, Oligohymenophorea, Peniculida, Parameciidae. The record is from the annotation of a GenBank genome assembly.
AUGUUGACUGAUUGCAUUGAUAUAUCGACGUAAUCAAAGGAAUAGCAAAAUUAAGCAUCUAACUAUCCUUAUUUUGUAUAUAAUUUCCCACCUGCACCUUUAAUGGAGUUUCAAAACACUUCUAUUCCACAACUCCAGAUGAGGAAUUCAAGUAAACUUACUAAAUAUUAAUUAGCUGAUUCUGUUUAUAAAGAUAACAUUCAAAUUCCUUAAUUUUUGUAAGGAUUAUCUGUUCCCAGCUUUUAAUUUAACAAUUCUAAUUAGUUUUGUGUUAAUGAGUAAAAAGUAUACAUACCACCAGUUGAAAAUUCUUUGGCUUCUUAUUUUCAUGAUUAAUCUAUUCAAAAACUAAAAUAACAUCAUAAGUUAAAUAGAAUUAUUGUGGGAACAUAAACACUUUGUGAUAUCGAAAUAAUUCUUGUUUAAAGAUAUUUUGAUAUUAAAACACAAGUAUUUUUUAUGUAAAAUCUAAGUUAUUUUGCCCUCCAAAUAUUAGAUAUAAUUUGAAUGAAGAUAAAGCUAUAACAAAUAUGGCAUGGUUAAAAGACAGAAUUAAAAAUAGAUAUAAAAAGCCUGUAACUAUUUAGUAUUUAUUGUUAGAUAAAAGAUUCAAUGUUCGAUUUGAUUAAUGUAUUAGGAAAUAUGAAUGAAUAAGAAAUACGUCAAAUUAAUUGUUUCUAGAAAUUUUCAAGUUAAGGGUUUGAUAAUCUUGAAAAAUAAGUACCAAAAUCUAUUAAAGAAGAGAAACCUUUUUCUGAGAUGAUGUUUGAAAUACAAAUUCUGAUUGCUUAGUUUUUGUUGACAAAAUUUUGA